Zingiber officinale is the source of this 1700-nucleotide messenger RNA. Its product is annotated as uridine kinase-like protein 1, chloroplastic. NCBI's taxonomy places the organism in Eukaryota, Viridiplantae, Streptophyta, Magnoliopsida, Zingiberales, Zingiberaceae. Gene Ontology annotation, molecular function: ATP binding; kinase activity. The transcript is spliced from 14 exons. Gene Ontology annotation, cellular component: chloroplast; cytoplasm. Bases 35 to 1516 code for a protein of 493 amino acids. The record is from RefSeq and is a predicted model, not a curated record.
GAGGGGAAUUGAGAAAAAGGAGAGAAACAGCGUGAUGCCGGAGAAGGAGAAGGAGAAGGAGAAGGAGAUGGGAGAGGUGAUGGAGGUGGCCUCCAGCGUUCACUUCAGCGGCCUCCGCCUCGACUCUCUCCUCCUGUCUUCGUCCGCCCCUUCAUCGCCUUCGUCCGUCAAGGGAUCCCUCCUCCGAUCUACCGGGUAUUCUGCCUUCGCGCCAACCGACGACGCGGAUGCAGCUUCCCCGAGGCAGCCCUUUGUCAUCGGGGUUUGCGGAGGUACGGCUUCGGGGAAAACCACGGUCUGCGAGAUGAUCAUACUGCAGCUUCGCGAUCAUCGUGUUGUUCUAGUGAAUCAGGAUUCAUUUUAUCGCGGGCUAACUGCUGAAGAAUCUAAGCAUGCCCAGGACUACAAUUUUGAUCAUCCUGAUGCCUUUGAUACUGAAAAACUUCUAGAGUGCAUGAAAAAACUAAAGAGUGGCUAUUCUGUUAAUGUUCCCAUUUAUGAUUUUAAGAACCACCGGCGUUGCUCUGAAGACUUCAGGAAGGUAAAUGCAUCAGAUGUCAUUAUUUUGGAGGGUAUCCUUGUUUUUCAUGAUUCUCAAGUCCGUGACAUGAUGGACAUGAAGAUAUUUGUUGACACAGAUGCUGAUACAAGGCUUGCUAGAAGAAUAAGGCGUGAUACUGUUGAGAGAGGCAGAGAUGUGAACUCAGUUCUUGAGCAGUACCGGAAGUUUGUUAAGCCUUCGUUUGAUGAUUUUGUUCUACCAUCAAAGAAAUAUGCUGAUGUCAUUAUACCACGUGGAGGUGAUAAUGCUGUUGCAAUAGAUCUCAUUGUACAGCACAUCCGAACAAAGCUUGGUCUACAUGAUUUGUGCAAAAUCUAUUCUAAAGUAUUUGUUAUUCAGUCAACAUUCCAGAUACGAGGAAUGCAUACACUUAUUCGUGAUAAGGACAUAGAAACACCUGAUUUUGUCUUCUACUCAGAUCGGCUAAUAAGACUGGUUGUCGAGCAUGGUCUUGGUCAUUUGCCAUUUACUGAGAAGCAAGUGAUCACACCAACAGGAUCCGUGUACACAGGAGUUAACUUCAGCAAGAAACUUUGUGGAGUGUCUAUUGUGCGAAGUGGUGAAAGCAUGGAGAAUGCACUGCGGGCAUGUUGCAAAGGAGUAAAGAUUGGUAAAAUUCUCAUCCAUCGUGAUGGAGACAAUGGAAAACAGCUAAUAUAUGAGAAGCUUCCAAAGGACAUUCAUGACCGUCAUGUGCUACUUUUAGAUCCUGUUCUUGCUACAGGUAAUUCAGCAAGCCAAGCCAUAGAACUCCUCAUACAGAAAGGAGUUCCCGAGAAACAAAUAAUUUUCCUCAACCUGAUAUCGGCACCUGAGGGAAUUCACUGCAUCUGCAAACGAUUUCCUUCGUUGAAGAUCGUCACCUCUGAGAUUGAUGCUUCUCUAAACGAAGAUUAUCGAGUUAUUCCAGGGUUAGGCGAGUUUGGCGAUCGCUAUUUUGGCACUGACAGAUGAAUAGAUCCACAUACGAUUCUUUUUGCUUCAUUUUGAUAGAAGUGCAUAAUUUAUUUAUUAUUUUUUCUAUGAGCAAUUCAUUUUUCAAUGUAGACAAUGCUACAACAGACAGUUACAUAUUCCUGUUUUUUGAAAUCUAUUCUUAUUUGUGUUUUAUAUGAUUACAGAGAAAUUUUAAUGUGCA